GUCAAAAAGGAGAACAGUUUAAAAUCAAAUUGUUUGUUUUGAAACAAAAUCAUCAGUGUGCAGCAGAGAACUGAAAAUUGAAUAAAAGAAAUCCUCAAUAAGGGAACAAGUGGAUGUUAUCGCAAAUAGACAAACGUGUUUUAUAGUUUAAUUUCCUCACUAUUUUGUUUUGUCAAAAUGAAAUAACAGUCAUGAAUAUACGAUAUUUUUAUAUAUUAUGACUAUGCGUACGUAACUGGGAAUUCCCAAAUUGUUUAGGCUUCCUGGAAGUAAUUACACAACGCUGCAUACUCAACAGUUCAAAAAAUUCAGCAUUUCCGUCGAUAAAAUUGGUUAAUUUCACGUGCAGUUAAAAACAUUAAAAAACAGUAUUCAUUCAAUUUGUCCAAGGUUGAAGUUCAUAUCUAUUCUAUGUUUUCAUGAUCCGAUUUCAGAGUCAUUAAAUGAACUUUUCUAUAAGGUCAGCAAUAAUAAUGGGUGUAUGAAGGAACAAACUGAAAUUAUACAAUUUGUGGCAAAAUGUUUUUGAUCGUCCGUUAAAUGAAGAUGAAAAGAAAUGGAUUUGGAGCAAUGUCGACGUCUGAAAGACGUACAUCCAGAUUCAAAUAUAAUUGAACUGAAAUUUGCUAUAACAUCAAAGGUCUGCAGAUCACUUGAUGGAAAUCCAGAGACAUGCAACUGGAAAGAGUUUUUAGUAAAAGCUUCAGAAUUUAGACCAAUUUAUAAUAUAAGUACUUUAGAUGUUAAUCAUUUCGCAAGGAGCAAUAGUCCUAGUGAAACAAUGCUAUGGAGAUUGGGCUCUUAUGGAAUGGUUGCUUUUGAACUAGUUCAUUUACUUGACCAGUUACGGCUAGAAAGUUUACUGAUGGACAUCAAAGAAUAUGAACCUAUUGUCAUAAUUAAGCAACCACCAUCGCAUAAAAGCAUUAAUGAAGGAACAGCAUUACAUCUACACACAGAAGGGAAAGGAUUUCCUUAUCCAAGAUAUCAGUGGUUUAAAUCUAUCAGCGGUAAAUGGGAGAAACUACGAGCUGAAACCAAUCAUAUUUUCAAAAUAGUUAAUGCAAGACAACCAGAUGCUGGCAUAUACUGUUGUAGGCUUCAUAAUGGCAAUCAUCGGCAUCAAGUUAUUUUCUCAUCUCGAACUUCGGUAUCGGUGAUACCACCUAUGCAAGAAGAAAGGGAUGUUAUUUUGUAUGAUGUUCGUUCAUUUCGCGACGGAGAGGAAAACACAGAAAGCACAGACACAUCUGCAAAGAAAGCUAUGCCUGAAAGUCCAAGAUUUGAAGCAAGAACAAAGGUAGCACUUCUCAUUGGUAAUGCCGACUACCUAGCAGACAAGCCAUUGUUUGAUGUACCACUGGCAGACGUAAGGUUAAUGAAGUCAACAUUUGAAGAUCUUGGCUUCCAGGUAUUUUCUUAUUUAGAUUUAACCAAGACGGAAAUGAAAUCAACAAUAGAUUGGUUCAUUGAUGUUGUAAAAAAAAUGGGAAAAGAUGUGUAUGUAGUAUUUUGCUUUUUUGGUCAUGGUUUUGAAGAAUCAAGGAAAUGCUAUCUGGUGCCAACAGACGCUGCUCAUGGAUAUACAACUAGUGACUGCAUCUGUGCUGAUGACGUUUUGUAUAAAUUUCAACGACAUAUUGAUCCAGCUCUAUUGGUUAUGGCUUUAGACACAUGCAGAAUACGAAAUUCUAAUGAAAAAUCAAUUAGGCAGUUUGCUAAAUCUCAGGCCUUUGAUAGUCUAAAUGAACCAGCAACAAAUGGAAACACAGUUGUCCUAUAUUCUACGAGUAGAGGAAUGUCUGCAUAUCAGAACAAUCAGAAUGGAUUUUUGGCAAAAUUCUUUAAUCAGAGAAUAAAACAGAAAACCGAUGUAACUAGUGUAAUGCAAAAUGUGUUGGAAGAUAUGGGAAAGGAAAUGAAAAAAUACAAAGAAAAUCAGACACCACAGUUCACGUCAUCACUUAACGAGCCAAGAUCUUUUUAUGACAUAAUUCGUCCUUGUAGUGAAAUAACAAAAGCAUAUGACAACAUAAAUGCUGUUUUCUCACCUCCUCCUUCAAGAGAAGUAUUUGUACCUGGUGCUAAUAUCAAGUUGUAUAUAGAAUGCCAGGCAGACACCCUUAACAUGAUGACAGUUUAUAUCAACACUAGAACAUUAAAAGAGUGUGACACUAUUGCAUUAGAUGACAUUGAUAUUUUUGUGGAAACCUUUUCACCAAAUUUUAAAAUACACAGCAUAGAUAUGGUCAGUGGAAGAGGAAAGUUUGAGAUAAAAAAUAUUCAAAAACUUAGGGAUGAUUUGUUGUUGAAGAUCAAUGUCAGGAAUAAAAAAACUAACGAUUUAAUAGGGGAUGUUGAUAUCAACCUGAUGAAACCACUUAUAUCGACACUAGACCUAUGGAGAAAUAAAUAAGGAGGAUUAAUUGUACAAAAACGACCUAAAUCAAGAAAUUGAUUUCGUGGCUUCAAGAUGAUUUAUUAUUUUGCUCUUAACCUAUCGUUUAUAUUUUGAUAUUCAAGAUUUCAUUCUCGUUUUUCAUCGACUCCUUACUACUUUGAAUUCAAUUAUGACAUCGAAAAUCUUAGUUGUUUCCUGGUUUAAGUGCUGUAAAAAGAAAAUACACCAAGUCGAAAGAACAAACAUUUUAGAUGAACAGACAAACUGUCGAAGUCAGAUUACCUUCAAAAGCAUUAUACUACUAGAUCUCUGUGCAUUAGUGUAAUUUGUAAUUUAUUUGUAUUUAUAUAUGGUAAAGUCGUUUUUGUUGCUGCAUUUGUACGGAUUAUGCAUCGGUGAAUACUUAAUUAUUGACAGUAUUAAACUUUUGUAUUUACUUCUACAGUGAUCAGCUGUAAUGUCAUACUAUGAUAAAUCAAAUAAGAUAUGAACUAUAUAUAUUAAAUUAUAUGAUAAUACUUUAUCAUGGCCAUGGUAA
This is a messenger RNA of Mytilus californianus (California mussel), 2939 nucleotides long. RefSeq names its product mucosa-associated lymphoid tissue lymphoma translocation protein 1 homolog. Gene Ontology annotation, molecular function: cysteine-type endopeptidase activity. Gene Ontology annotation, biological process: proteolysis. Lineage: Eukaryota; Metazoa; Mollusca; Bivalvia; Mytilida; Mytilidae. The record is from RefSeq and is a predicted model, not a curated record. The transcript has 13 exons. The coding region runs from base 557 to 2416 and encodes 619 amino acids.